ACCUGCGGAAUGUUAACAAUGCAGCGAGUGUCCAACUUUGUGCUGCAUUUCUGAUCCUGCCUGGAGUAAGAGCAGAAAAUGGAGGCUCGUUUCAUCGGUUGUACUCCGCUCCUCCGCCUUCGCUGAGCUCCUCUGCUUCGUCUUCGCUCAGCAGCUCCGACACGGCCUUACAAAGUCGCCGUUUGACGGAGUUUCCUCUCCUAUGCGGAGUUUUUUUUUCUUGUUCUUGCUACUUCUUCUAUCACAUGGAGCAGAUUGGCACCACCAUGGUUCAGCUCUGCAGUACCAGCAUAAGCGGCUGUGUUUCCUGGAAUAAACUGGAACCUGAGCCUUAAAGACACACCAUGGAAUGCCUGUAGUAUCCUGAUUUGGCUCCAGCUUUCCCAACAGGAACUAAAGACACAAACAACCGAGGAACACAGGAGGUCUCCUAAAUCAGUGUGCCUGAUCUGUGUGCCUCUAUCUGUUCAGGUCAGCUGGUUUGAGACGUUUUUUUUCAGGGACUAUAGCUGAUCGAGCGCCAAUUCUCCCUGUUAGAGGAGGUGUCCUUUCCGGCCACUCUGGCCAUGAGACCCAAGACUUUCCCAGCUGCCCCGUACGUGGGCAACACGCGGCAGCGGCUUCAGGAGAUUAAGGAGGGUCUGAAGCAGCCGGCCAAGCUGAUGAGCCAGGCCCUGCACGGAGGCAGCUCCCGGACAGAGGGCAGCAGGGGGGCCGACUCCAAGAGCGGGAAGGACACGGCCAGCCGCCAGCAGCAGCUCCGACCGCCGCAGAAGUUCAACAACUACCAGAACGCACUGCGAGAGAUCCAAAGGUCCCUGAUGCCCUACAAAAAUCCCUCUGACAAACAGUCAGGGGAGGCUGGAGAGGUGAACCGGCAGAUGCUGCAGGAGCUCGUCAACGCGGGCUGUGACCAGGAAAUGGCUGUGCGGGCCCUGAAGCAGACGGGCAGCAGGAAUAUCGAAGCAGCCUUGGAAUACAUCAGUAAAAUGGGUUACCUUGACCCUCACAAUGAGCUCAUUGUUCGUGUCAUCAAACAAACUUCACCAGGAAAAGCUGGUAUGCCAAACACAAUGGACCACCGGUCUACGUUGGAGGCCUCUGGUGAGGCAGGGGCCAUGCCUCCGUAUCAUCAGAUGACAGCUCCUUUGUAUGACGGGGCGGCAGUUUAUGGCCCAGAGGGUGACAUGACCAGACCCUACAUGGGUGCUCCCCCUGUUAUCAACUACAUGAUCCCUUCUGGUGCAGCUCAGGGGUCUGCGAUGGGGAAUCCAAUGGGUCGACCUCCCAGUGUGGGUAGCUAUCCACAGGUGAUGCCCACCCAGAGCAACCCAGGCAGCACCAUGUACCCCCCUGUAGCACAGCAGAAGGGCUACCCUGGCAGCAUGGAGCAGCAUGGGCCCAUGAUGAGUUACAACAUCCCAGGCCAGCCUCUGCAGCUCCCGCCACAGCCACCAGCGGGCCCCGUCCCAGCUCCACACUAUGACUACGGCCAUUCAAGGCACAACAUGAUGGAGCCUUCAGUUUAUGGAGUCAAGAGGACCCCUUCUUUUCAAAGCAAAAUGCAACCGCCACCCCCAAUGGCUCCUCCAGACAACUACGUCAGCAUGCAGGGGAAAGGGGGAAUGGGUCAGAAUGGGCCAGGAGGAGGAUACCCUCCUAACCUUUACCUUCCUUCUCACUCCCACCCUCGACAGGCCAGCCCCACCUCCCAYCAGGUCCACAUGAUCUCCCGCUCCCCUGCUGGGGUGGCAGCCAUGGGCCCUGACUUUUCAGAUCUGCCUCAGGGGUUGAUGACACCCUCCAGGGCCAGCCUCAACCUGGACCUGUAUGACCACCACUGGGCAAGCCCUCCCGGUCCCGAAGGCGCCCCUCCAGCAAGGCAACCCCAGCCCCAGGGUCCGUUCAGAGGCGAGGUGCGUGUACCUAGCAGAACAAACUCCUUUAACAGUCGUUCUGCAGGUCCAAAUGGUGUCCGACCCACGAUGGCUGCACCCCCUACAGCCGGGAAACAGGAGUCCUCUCUGGGCCCACCAAACACCAUCACAGCUGUAACCUCCCCACCCAUCCAACAGCCUGUCAAGAGCAUCCGAGUGAUGAGGCCAGAGCCUAAGACUGCUGUGGGACCGUGUCACCCUGGCUGGAUGACUGCUCAGACACAGGAUGUAACAGAACCUCUGGCCUAUAUGCCAGAGGAGACUUACCCACUGGAGUCUGCACAGGAGCCACGCUGUCCUCCACCACCUUACCCCAAAAAUCUGCUCAUGCCUGGAGCAGGUGGAGAACCAGGGGUGCUGGAGGGCGCCGGAGCACUCUGUGGUGCUUCGGACCUCAGCAGCCCUGCUGCCAGAAACUCACAYGGUGGCAGCGGGGGGAGCGGAAAGGCCGAGGACAACCAGCAGGUGAAGGAGAAGACAAAGAUGGGCAAGGGAGAAAAAGUGGUGAAGGACAAGAAGCAGAUCCAGACGUCACCUGUGCCUGUGAGGAAAAAUGGGCGAGAUGAAGAAAAGAGGGAGUCCCGCAUCAAAUCCUACUCUCCUUUCGCCUUCAAAUUUUAUAUGGAGCAGCACAUAGAGAAUGUGAUGAAGACCUACCAGCAGAAACUCAACCGCAGGCUUCAGCUGGAGCAGGAGAUGUCCAAAGCUGGCCUGUCGAAAGGAGAGCAGGAACAGAUGAGGAAGAUGUUGAACCAAAAGGAGUCCAACUACAACAGGCUGCGCCGCGCCAAAAUGGACAAAUCCAUGUUUGUCAAAAUCAAGACUCUUGGCAUAGGUGCUUUUGGGGAAGUGUGCCUAACACGUAAAGUCGACACCGGAGCACUUUAUGCCAUGAAAACUCUGCGCAAGAAAGAUGUCCUCAACCGCAACCAGGUAGCACAUGUGAAAGCAGAGCGGGACAUCCUGGCUGAGGCAGACAACGAGUGGGUGGUGCGUCUCUACUAUUCUUUCCAGGACCGAGACAGCCUCUACUUUGUUAUGGACUACAUCCCUGGGGGAGACAUGAUGAGCCUGCUCAUCCGAAUGGGGGUCUUCCCCGAACCUCUGGCUCGUUUCUAYGUGGCUGAGCUGACGCUGGCCAUCGAGAGCGUCCAUAAGAUGGGCUUCAUCCACCGAGACAUCAAGCCAGACAACAUCCUCAUUGACCUGGACGGGCACAUCAAGCUGACGGACUUCGGUCUGUGUACAGGCUUCCGCUGGACUCACAACUCCAAGUACUACCAGAAAGGAAGUCAUGUUCGACAGGACAGCAUGGAGCCCAGCGACUUCUGGGAUGAUGUGUCCAACUGUCGCUGCGGCGACCGGCUGAUGACCCUGGAGCAACGCGCCCACCGCCAGCACCAGCGCUGCCUGGCCCAUUCAUUGGUGGGAACGCCUAAUUACAUCGCACCCGAGGUUCUGCUGCGCAAAGGUUAUACUCAGUUGUGUGACUGGUGGAGUGUGGGAGUGAUUCUUUUUGAGAUGCUGGUGGGACAGCCACCUUUCCUCGCUCCGACUCCUACAGAGACUCAGAUCAAGGUGAUAAACUGGGAAAGCACACUACACGUGCCACCACAGGUCAAACUGAGCCCAGAGUCUGUCGACAUCAUCGGCCGUCUCUGCUGCUCUGCAGACGACCGCCUGGGAGCCAACGGCGCGGGCGAGAUCAAGGCUCACCCCUUCUUCUCCGAGAUGGACUUCUCCAGUAACCUGCGGCAGCAGCCGGCACCCUACAGGCCCAAAAUCGCUCACCCCAUGGACACGUCCAACUUUGACCCUGUGGAGGAGGAAGGAGGCCCGGGAGCGUGGAGCGACAGCGGGGACAGCACCCGGGCCCUGGACGCUCUCUGUUCUCCUCACGGGAAACACCCGGAGCACGCCUUCUACGAGUUCACCUUCCGCAGGUUCUUUGACGACAACGGCUGCCCCUUCCGCUACCCGAAACCACUGGAGGCCGCCGAGACGUCGCCGAGCAUGAGCCCCGAGGAGGAGGAGGAGGAAGAAGAGGAGGAGGGCCAGGAAGAGGAGGAGGAGGAGGAGGAGGAGGAGGGAGAGCAGGGAGAGGGAUGUGAGCCAGUUUAUGUUUAGAGGCUUCCUGCUCAUCGUUCAGCUUCCACCUGCUGCUGCUCCUCUCAGGUGUGUGUUUGUGUGUGUGCGGACACGCUGCACACGUCUGUGUGUUUCUGCAUGUGUGUCGUUGUGAGAAGGCCGGAYGGAUGACACAUCGCCACCUUGUGGAGUUCUUUAGUGCGCACCACAACGAGAAGAAAACUCUUCUGAUCCGGGACCAAGAACCAACAUUCAGCUCGUGUGACUCAGAAAUGUUUAAACUUCACAAAGACUGGUGACAUUUCUGGGGUUUGCAGUUAUAUCUGGACCUUCCAGCAGCUUCUCGUCCCGUUUUCUCCACCCUCAGCGUUACGGAUGAAUAACACAACUCCUCAGCGACACGACAGGAGCUACUUCCUGUCCAACUGAGCUKCUUUACACUCACCUGUGGGACGGGGCAAUGUGACGAGUGGAGCUAGUUUACUUCUUGAUUGUGCCUCUUUCACAGCUUCUGCAUAAUAAGCUAAAAAGACACUAACACACACACACACGCACACACACACCUGAACAAUACAGCUCAUGCUAAAUAAACAACUUCAAACUGAUUUCUUCAUUAGCAUUGAUGUUUUGACACAGUGCUUCUCACCGACACACUGUGACCCACAGACACACAUUUAGGAGCAUCGUGUCACAAAACACAUUUCCCAGGAAACAACCCUGUUUAUAGUUUCACCUGUCUCAUUUUGUGCCAAAUAUACUUUCAAGUAAGAUUUUUUUUUCUUCAGGGGUAGCCAUUACUCUCUUAAGCUGGCUUUUUUCCCCCUUGAAAAUAUUUUAAAUGCUUAAAUGAGUAGUUUUUGGCUCCUCCGUUUAUGUAAACAUGAUCCAAGACUGAACCCCCCUGCAGAGUUAUUUUGUUGUUUUUCAAGCACAGAUUUUAUUACAGUUUGCAGCGUCACAGUUAUCCUGACACACAGCUUUUUUUUUCUAUUUUAAAAUAUAAAACAAGCAUUUAAAUUGUACUUUCUGUUAGUUCUGUCAAAUAGGAAAAACGAAAGAAUAUUUUGAGAAAGCAACCAGACUCGAGGAACUGGAGCCUGAACUGCACAGGCCUGGACCUGUUGGGGAGGAUGAGGCUUGGAUUUAGAUCCAAACACACACACAUACCAACAAACACUCACCCACAUGCAUAAUUGUAYAGUAAUUUUUGCAAGGAUUAGCCCUGAAAACAAAACGUGUCCUUCCAAUAACCAAACAUGUGACAGAAUGACUAUGUGCAAUACAAAAACUACAUUAUAUGUAUAUAGUUUUCUAAACGCAUAAUGUUCUGAAAUGUACAAAUAUAUUGGUUUAUAUAUGUAAUUUUUCCUUUUGUACAACAUGCUGCUUAUUGUGGUUAAUAUUAUUUGCAUUAUGUUUGUUACUAGCUGCCUUGGUUUGUUGCGUUCUGAUGGAAAUGUUGCCUUCUGUGUGUUUGUGUUUGAAAAGUAACCAGCUGUGUGCCUUUCUGACUGAACGUUGUGAGUGUUGUUGCACUCAGUCAUGACUGAUGAUGAUGAUGAUGAUGAUGAUGAUGAUGUGGAGUGUUUGCAGAACGUUUGUGUUGGGCUCCUCUCUCCUGCAGCUGGGCUGGCCCUGACUACAGGAGGCAGGAGUGGGAUUGUUUCUGGUUCAGAUGGAGUUCAGAGUUCAGAGUCAGGCAGGUUGGCUUUAAGAAAUGAGAUUUAAAUAAAGAAAUAAAUAAA
This is a messenger RNA of Austrofundulus limnaeus, 5770 nucleotides long. It is a transcript of the gene lats2, whose product is annotated as large tumor suppressor kinase 2. Gene Ontology annotation, cellular component: nucleus; spindle pole. Gene Ontology annotation, molecular function: protein binding; ATP binding; protein serine/threonine kinase activity. NCBI's taxonomy places the organism in Eukaryota, Metazoa, Chordata, Actinopteri, Cyprinodontiformes, Rivulidae. Gene Ontology annotation, biological process: G1/S transition of mitotic cell cycle; hippo signaling; peptidyl-serine phosphorylation. The coding region runs from base 567 to 4064 and encodes 1165 amino acids. The record is from RefSeq and is a predicted model, not a curated record. The transcript has 9 exons.